Messenger RNA from Nothobranchius furzeri (turquoise killifish), 6783 nucleotides. RefSeq names its product guanylate cyclase 2F, retinal (gene gucy2f). The record is from RefSeq and is a predicted model, not a curated record. Gene Ontology annotation, cellular component: plasma membrane. Gene Ontology annotation, molecular function: adenylate cyclase activity; protein kinase activity; ATP binding. Lineage: Eukaryota; Metazoa; Chordata; Actinopteri; Cyprinodontiformes; Nothobranchiidae. Gene Ontology annotation, biological process: receptor guanylyl cyclase signaling pathway; protein phosphorylation; cGMP biosynthetic process.
UAAUCCACAAAAUAAUUUCAAAACUUUUGAUUUUGUUUUUGAGCUUAGGUCUAUUCCACCAGCUUUGACAGUGUUUUUGGCAGACAUGUAUCUGAACCUAUAGUGCAGCACAGAGCUGCAGUAUUGUGUUCUGUGCACACUGCGCAGACGUUGCGCUUUGUCAUCACUUCUGUCCUCUAUUCCUGGAUGCGGGCUGGCGCUGUCAAGGUGUUAUGUUUAAGAGGCUCUUCAGCUUAUGGGGAUAUGGGUCAGCAGAGGUGGAAUCACUUUCCAUGUUCAUAUAUUCAUAAAGAAUUGGUAUUUAUUAAAUAUUGUAAUAUCAGUGUGUUGUCUUUAGGUAUUGAUCAGGUGGGGAUUGAAGAAGUUUGAUUUAGAUCGUAGAUGUGGGCAGACAGAAGAAGUGGCUCUUACUGAGACGCAGCUGACCUGAUGUUUUCUGAACUAUUCACCUCAUUCUUUUGUUUCUCCAUUCUCUUAUUAUCAUUUCGUUUACUCUCUCAUUUUUCCUUCGCUGUGUAAUCCCACUUAAACAAAACCUGAUAAAGCUACCAAGCCAACAUCUUGUCACUAAGUCCCUGUUUCGUUGCUAUGAUGACAAACAGCUCAUUUCACAAGGAAUAAAGAGAUCCUAAAGGACUGACGCCUGUGAAGUGCAGCAAGGCUCAUGAGACCCACAGGGACGUCCCUUUGUUAUCGUUAAUUACUCCUUCUCCAUCAGGAAUCAAAUUCAUUUAAUGUGCGAGACCUGCUGUGUCUACUGUGGGCACGUUAGGCCAAUUAAAUCACAAUACACUAGAGCCGAAGUUCGUCUCCAUGACAAGAAAAGUAAUUCAACUAAGCGUAUCAGGGGAAAAAAAAGUUAGGGAAGUUAAUAUUCACGUUUAUGAACACUUGGGAGAGUAUUUUUAUACAAUUAUUUUUGAAUACAACAAAUUUUAUUGUGAUUGCACUGCAAUUUCAGACUUGAUUAAGACUAUAUCAGCAGGGCACAAGACCUCCAAGAGAACAGAGCUUUUAGAGUGGACUACUGUCAAUCCUCUUAUAUUGUGCUUCAGUGAGAAUGGAUUAGUGAGUAACACCUACGGUUGUGCCCCGGGGUCACUUUGGGAGGAUUUGAUUGCUGACAACACAACACAAAACUAUUUUAUGUUUCAUCCAAAUGACAGAUUUAGAUUUGAUCUGUAGUUUUAGAUAUUUAUUUUUCAUGUAAUUUUUGUUACUAUUUAGAUUUUUUUCUUUUCACAUACAAGGAACAAAAAAGAGAAAAAAACAGCAAAAUGGAUUUUAUUCGUUUUUGAUAAAUACUGACUGUGAUCACCUCUGUUUGUGGAUACACACAGAAGCCUUGGAGACCGUGGAACGUAAGUAGAUCUCCUGGGUGCUGAAGUUGUCUCCGAACGCCUCAGACGUUCAUCCUGAGCUGCUACCUGUCACUUAUAGCCCGUAAUCCAAACACAAUGAACGGGCUGCGUCUUCACCGGAGUGACACUGAGGUAGAUAGGUGGAGUUUGGAGGUGUUGGGUAGUUAGUUGGAGACAGACAAACUCUUUCAAAACUGUAAUAGUCUCAUCUGGAUUCUGGAUGUGUCCUGAUGGCAUCGAACAAACGGUAGGUGUUUUAUUUGUGAUUCAGGAUGUAGGAGAGAAAUGAGAGAUCUCGGAGACGAUACUUUUGUCCAUUCUGCAGGUAUUAGUGAAGUGACUGAAAGCCAGCACCCAGUGAAUAUAAAUAUUCACUAUCUUGGACACGCUGGAAGGACCAUGCAACAUAUUCCUCCAAAUGGUUGGGAGUCCAACCAUCCAUGUGUGCCCAUAAUAAAAAGCAGACAAUCUUUAUGGACACUUCCUUUUUAUAACUUUCUUUUAUGGGUUCUCCUGGGAGUUCUCACAUUCCCUUGCUGUGUUCACUGUUUGAUAUUCAAAGUGGGGGUGUUGGGGCCUUGGAACUGCGACCCCAUUUACUACAAGGCCCUUCCUACUGUGGCAGCCAGACUCGCUGUGAGCAGAAUAAAUGAGGACAUUAAUCUGGAUCUAGGUCUGACAAUGGACUUCAUCAUCCUUCAGGAGUCUUGUGAAACCUCCAAAGCACUCACUGCUUACAUUUAUUACGAUAAAUCCGCAGAUGCAUUCAUUGGCUCCACCAACCCGGGAUACUGCAUCACAGCUUCUCUGCUGGCAAAGAAUUGGGGCAAGGCACUCUUCUCCUACAGCUGUGUUUCUUGUGAACUGGAUCGAAACAUUGGGUAUCCAACAUAUGCAAGGACAGUGCCAUUUCCAGUUGAUGUGCUUUUUACCGUGUUCAAGCACUACCGAUGGGCCAGCUCUGUCGUGAUCUCUUCAAAUGAAGACCAGUGGAUCGACACUGCAUGGGGAGUCGCUUCUGCUCUGAGAAGGAAGGGGCUUCUCGUUGGCCUGGUUACAGCUAUGGGUCUGAAUGAAACUGAGGUGGAAAGCACUCUGAUGAAGAUCCAAAAUGCAGGAACUGUAAGGGUCAUUAUAAUGUGCAUGCACUCCAUCCUGAUUGGAGGUGAGCAGCAGGCCACUUUUCUAAUCAAAGCUCACAUGAUGGGAAUGACGUCAGGGAAGUAUGUGUUUGUGCCCUACGACACCCUGCACUACAGUUUGCCCUACACCAACAUCACCUACAGUCCUUUCCAGAACAACAACGUUCUGAGGGAGGCCUAUGACGCUGUGCUCACCAUCACUAUGGCCUCUGAGCAGCAGUCCUUCAUUGAGGCGUUUACAGCUGCCAAGAGGAACGGAGAGAUAAUCCUGCCAGUACAGGCAGAGCAGGUUAAUCCACUGUUUGGGACAAUCUACAACUCCAUAUACCUGAUGGCCAAGUCUAUCCACAACACAAGGAAAGCAGGCAUGCUUCUGUCGGGCUCUAAUCUGGCCUACUUCACAAAGAAUACCACCUUGAACGGCUUCAACCAGAUUGUCCAGGUGGACACAAAUGGAGACAUUAAGAUGAACUAUGUCAUUCUGGACUCUGACAGCAAGCAAAGUCAGCUCUACCAGUCUUAUAUAGUGGACCUGAAUUUGGGAGUACUUCGUUUUGCAGGAAGGUCGAUUCAUUUUCCAGGAGGAUCCCCUCCAGCAGCUGAUUCCCGCUGCUGGUUUGACAGUAAUAUGGUCUGCACUGGAGGUGUGGAGGUGAGCUACAUCAUAAUAGUGCUGGCUGUUGCUCUAAGUCUGGGUGUUGGAGGGCUCUUCAUAAGUCUUUGCAUAAGGAGGAGACUUCAACAAAUCCAGCUGAUCAAAGGUCCCAAUCGGAUCCUUCUGACUCUAGAGGAUCUUACUUUUAUCAAUCCUCAGCUUAGUAAAAAGAAAAUAACACUGGAGGAUCUGAGUGAGUCCAGAAGCAUAGUGGAUGACAAAUCUGCAGACCCCUCUCACUCAGUCAACAGCAUGCAAAUAGCAACUCAUGAAAACUCCAGUGUUGCUGUGUAUGAGGGAGACUGGGUUUGGCUGAAGAAAUUUGAUGAGGGUCAAUUCAAGGAGGUGAAACAAAGCACCACCAGGAUUUUUACAAAGAUGAAGGACCUGAGAAAUGAGAAUGUAAAUCCAUUCCUGGGUUUCUUUUUGGACUGCUCAGUGUUUGCUGUAGUGACGGAGCACUGCUCACGAGGCAGUCUGCAGGAUCUGCUCAGGAACGAGGAUGUUAAAUUAGACUGGAUGUUCAAGUCCUCUCUUCUGCUUGAUCUUAUUAAGGGAAUGAAAUACCUCCACCACAGGGAGUUCCCCCACGGGCGCCUCAAAUCCAGAAACUGUGUGGUGGAUGGGCGCUUUGUUCUCAAGAUUACAGACUAUGGCUUCAACGAACUCCUGGAGACUCAGAAAUCUCCCUUUGAAGAGCCUCCACCUGAAGAACUUUUCUGGACUGCUCCUGAGUUCCUGAGGGACCUCACCAAUUACCAUAAAGGAACAUAUAAAGGAGACGUAUACAGUUUUGCAAUUAUCCUUCAAGAGGUGGUGGUGAGAGGUCUACCUUACUGCAUGCUGGAUUUACCACCUGAAGAAAUCAUUCGUAAGGUGAGAAAGCCUCCCCCAAUGUGCCGUCCUACCGUUGCCCCAGAUCAGGCUCCACUUGAAUGUAUCCAGUUAAUGAAGCAGUGCUGGAGCGAGCUGCCUGAUCGCAGACCAGCCUUUGGGGAGAUCUUUGAUAGGUUCAAGAUCAUCAACAAGGGUAAGAAAACCAAUAUUAUUGACUCCAUGCUGAGGAUGCUGGAACAAUACAGCUCAAACCUGGAGGAUCUGAUCAGAGAAAGAACGGAGGAGUUGGAGGUGGAAAAACAGAGAACGGAGAAGCUGCUUUCUGAGAUGCUUCCUCCCUCAGUCGCUGAGGCCCUAAAGACGGGCGCCACAGUGGAACCAGAGUAUUUUGAUCAGGUGACAAUAUACUUCAGUGACAUUGUUGGAUUCACCACCAUAUCCUCGCUCAGUGAUCCCAUUGAAGUGGUUGACCUUCUCAAUGACCUCUACACUCUGUUCGAUGCUGUGCUGAGUAACCAUGAUGUCUACAAGGUGGAGACCAUUGGUGAUGCUUACAUGGUGGCAUCUGGCCUUCCUAAGAGAAAUGGCAACAAACACGCCGCAGAGAUUGCCAACAUGUCACUGAACAUCCUCAGCUCUGUGGGCACCUUUCACAUGAGACACAUGCCAGACGUGCCCGUGAGGAUACGAAUAGGAAUUCACUCAGGGCCAUGUGUUGCCGGGGUUGUGGGUCUCACCAUGCCACGGUAUUGCCUUUUUGGAGACACCGUUAACACUGCCUCUCGCAUGGAAUCCACUGGACUGCCUUAUAGAAUUCACGUGAACUGUAGCACUGUGAAGAUCCUCCGUUCUCUUAAUGAAGGUUAUAAAAUAGACAUCAGAGGAAAGACAGAGUUGAAGGGUAAAGGUAUUGAAGAAACAUAUUGGCUUGUGGGCAAAACCGACUUCACCAAACCUUUGCCGAAACCACCAGAAAUAAGAGCAGGGGACAACUGGCAGGAGAUGAUGACAGAGGAGAUCAAGACUCUCUUCCGCAAGGCCAACAGGCAGGUGGACAAGAAGGUCUGAAUGGAAGAAGGAGAAAAUCUAUGAAAGCACAAAGUACAGAGAAGCAUCAGAAGGAGGAAAACACUGAGAGUUCUGAGAGCACCACCCAGCCUCUCAGUGUAGCUUAAUGAAGACUUAUUUAAGAGGAUUGUUCAUGGACCGGUUAAUCUUCCUGCUACCAGCACAGCAGAACAACAUGGUGCUAAUGUAAUGAGAGUGGUCACAUGACCUGCCUGCCUGCCUGCUGCCAGAGUCGCAGGGAAGACAAACCCGCUCCUCAGUGAAGGAUGGACUCGUUCAGUCCUCUCUAAACGCACCGGCCACUGCGUGGUCAAAUACUUCAGGACGACCAGAGGUUUCCCCGUCCAUAUGCCUGAAUGUCCCUAACGUCUGUUCCAUAGUGAGAUGUCAUUCUUCAGGUCUGUUUAGUUCACUCCUGUUAGAGCUGGGGUGUAGCUUUUAAUUAGACAUCUGACGGGGAAAAAGCUCAGAAUUUUAUUUUAGAGUAAACGUUUCAUAUGUGGGCCCACUCUAAAAGGGUGGCUGUCUAAGGAAGCACACACACGCUCAGUCUGUUAACAGAAGUUAGUUUCACACUGAAACAUUUCAAUGUUUUUUCUGUUUUUCACAUCUUUUUGUGAGCCUGGAUGUCAGCACUUUAAGAUUAUAGUAAAAUAAAGUUAGUGUUUAGAUAGAGUCUUUGGCUUUAUGUCACAUUUGUGUCUGACACAGUCGCCAUCUUUACUCUUAACAAUUCUGUUAGUCAAUUCCAUUGAAAUUACGUAAAACACUGACGACUCCUCGGAAAGCAUGAAAAAUGUGUAAUAAGAUGCUUUUUUAAAAGAAAAGCUUUAUUCAGAACGGUAGGUUGCGUUUAUUCUGGCCACACUAUUAUGUGAUUAAUAUUACUUUAUUACAACUAAUAAGAAACUGUGUUAAAUUACACAUUUGCUUUAUUAAUCACAAUUCUCACAUAUUAAUCAUAACUUCAUUUUAAAAUGGUUUAAAAAAUAAGGAUUCACUUUGGAUGCAAAAUGAUCAUAAACCAUCAUAAAACUACAGACAGAUGUGAUGUUUCUUUACACAAGGUUAUAUGUUUUACAAUGAAUCACAGCAGAUCGCUUCUGUAUGCAUUGUUAACAUAUUUUUGUCCUUAAAACGUUCAAAAUUGAAUGCUUAAGAAUGAGUCAGACUUUAUUCCACUUUGAAUAAAAAGGAAGAUUAAAUCCAAGCUUGAGGAUAACUGUAGGUCCAGCUACUUUUGUGUUUAGUAUAAAUAAAUUAACAGAAUCAGAAAAAGCUAUGAGAAACAUGAAAUGUGGCUUUAUUUUUAUGUUUUAUGUCUCCUCUGUUAUUAACGCCAUGCAAAUAUGUUUUAUGUUUAUGUAUGUACUGCCAUAUAAACGAAGCAUUUAUUUGUGUCACUAUAACCACUAGAGAGUGCUGUUGUUGUGUGUAUGAAAAUGCUGAGGGCUUCAUUUCCGCCGUUCUUUGUUACAGUUUGACCCAGUUAUCAGUCAGUGUGUGUGCAUGUGUGUGUGUGUGUGUGUGUGUGUGUGUGUGUGUGUGUGUGUGUGUGUGUGUGUGUGUGUGUGUGUGCGUGUGUGUGCGUGUGCGUGUGUUUGCGUGUGUGUGCGUGUGUGUGCGUGUGAGUGAUGAAUUCAGGACAAAUUGAAGAAAACCCGUUUGGAAUAUAUUUGAUGACUAUACCCAAUCACCAUGUGAACCCUGCACUCCAGCU